This is a messenger RNA of Talaromyces amestolkiae, 1122 nucleotides long. RefSeq lists its product as uncharacterized. Lineage: Eukaryota; Fungi; Ascomycota; Eurotiomycetes; Eurotiales; Trichocomaceae. The coding region runs from base 1 to 1122 and encodes 373 amino acids. The transcript has 3 exons. The record is from RefSeq and is a predicted model, not a curated record.
AUGCCUUCGCCAACAGAAGAUUUGGGUCCGACGUUGAUUGCUGUUACGACUGUUCUUCUUGUCCUCUCGAUUACUUUCGUAGCCUUGCGAUGUUAUGUUCGACUAAGAUUGGCGUGGGGAUUCUGGUGGGAUGAUGGAUUCAUUCUCCUAUCGCUAACCUUCCUGAUCGGCGCACAUGGUCUUGUCUACUACCUCGUCGCCAAAGGCUUAGGAAAACAUACCGCCAAUCUCUCCGACCCAAUCCUCGAGAUAGCCAGUCUGUUGGGCCUUCUCUACGACUUUACAAUUGUCUUUGUCAUUGGUUCUUACUUCAACAAGAUUUCUAUCGGCCUGUUUUUGCAUCGACUGAAAUUCAACAGUCGCUGGUUUAUCAUUCCAAUGUGGAUAUUAAUGUUCUUCCUUGGCGCAAUCAAUAUCGCCGCGCUCGCAAUCAACGUGUUUAAUUGUGAUGACCACCUGGUCAGCGGAUCCAGCGGACAUGUCGAGGUCCUCUGCCCGUCGGACAAAGAUGCCACACCCGUCGUAUAUACUCAAUCUGGGCUGACGAUUGUCCUGGAUCUGUUUCUAAGCAUUUCGCCAAUUCCUGUCCUGUGGAAUACGCAAUUGACCUGUCAGCAAAAGAUCCGGGUAUGGGGGUUGAUUGCUCUCGGUUUGAUCUCGACAGUUGCGAAUGCAUUGAGGAAUAAGUAUUCAUAUGUCUUGGCGACGUAUGAUCAGUCUUAUACGCUGGUUGUAUUAAUUAUUAUAUCUGAAAUGGAAUUCGCCCUAGGCGUAAUAGCAGCAUGCUGUCCCGCAAUCGUCCCAUUGUUCAAACGGCGGCAAUUACGACAAUCAUACAACGACAUUGACGGCACGCCUCCCAUUCAUUCCGAUCGUGGCGCUGCCGGCAGCCGUGACGAGAGAAGAGUUUCCGGCCCUAGAGGCUGGCUUGAAGCUGUCGUUGGACUCGAAAGCGGUACGACGAUAACUACGCAUAGUAUGAAAGAUGAUCGGGAUGAUGAGGAACAGCAGCAUGAGCGAAGACUGAGUGAUCAGAAUAUUUAUUUGCUGACGAUCCCUAAGCCGGCGUACAAGCAGCAGACGUCUAUUAGGAGGGAAUAUCUGGGUAGUGAAAAUACUUGA